Molecule: messenger RNA, 393 nt
Organism: Phanerochaete carnosa HHB-10118-sp
Lineage: Eukaryota; Fungi; Basidiomycota; Agaricomycetes; Polyporales; Phanerochaetaceae
Exons: 5
Coding region: 1-393 (130 amino acids)
Source: RefSeq, a predicted model, not a curated record
AUGAGGGUGUCGCUGACAAAGUGUCUGCUGCUUGACGGAACUAUCUAUUUCAUAGCUCUGCUAGCAAUAAACGUUACCCAAUUGCUGACCACCAACCUGUCUGCGGACGAAUCAUUUGUGGGCACGUUGAUGAUGACUUUGCCCUUGGUGCUCAUCAAUUGCUUCAUAAUUAACCUCUGCCAGACAGCCUACUCGGAGAUGUUGGACUACUCUGUACACAUCAGUGAUCUGCAGCAAGGGCAGUUGACACUGCAUUUCACAAGGCCAACGAGUCGAUUAGGCAACGUUGAGGGGACGCUGCAAAGUGGUUGGGGCGCCAAAGCUUGUGACGACGAGGAUGCUAUCGCAGGAAUGGACCAGGAAGGACAUUGUGAGAGCAAUGCUGAACUUUGA